Ordospora pajunii is the source of this 1008-nucleotide messenger RNA. RefSeq lists its product as uncharacterized. The transcript has a single exon. The coding region runs from base 1 to 1008 and encodes 335 amino acids. Lineage: Eukaryota; Fungi; Microsporidia; Ordosporidae. The record is from RefSeq and is a predicted model, not a curated record.
AUGAAGCAUUCCAUGUCGUAUGGAGUAGCCCAUCUUGCAUUACUGGCAGUAUGUACAAUGAAGGCCGGCCACAGAAACCCGACGAUGUACAGUGUGCUUACAGCCACGACGAACAGCAGUGUUGUUCAUAUUCUCCAUGUACUUUUUUUGACAUUCGUCAUGUGUUUCUUGACGAACAUGAUUAUUGAGUUAGUGUUCAAGAGCCUUCGGCUUGAGGAGGUUUCCAGCUUCCAUGAGUCUCUACUGUACUUUCUGACGGAUUUUUUGCUUGUAGUGCCUACGUUUGACAGCGACAUCAAUUUCAAGAACGGAAUGCUGUUUGUGAUGCUUCUGUGCAUCAAGUCAUUGAGCUGGCUGCUAGGUAUACGGAUCAGGAGGGAGGCAAGGCAUGAGCAAUACUAUCUUGCAUAUGGAAUAUGUGUUUUUUCAUGUAUUAUUGGAUGCAUGCUUGUGGUGUCGUGCAUGUCGCGCAUGAGUGGACACGUAUUGUUUGUGUUUGAGUACAUGCUUCUUGCCGUGGCUUCGAUCAAGAACAUAUUUGUGAUGAACAUGCUGUUUUACGAAGAUGAGGAAAGGCGGUCACAGAUCAACUUCUAUAUUGAUAUUGUAUACAUGGGCAUUACUUUUGUGACAUACGUUGUGUUUAUUGGGAUUACGUCGCUCAGCUACAGGCUGCCUCUGAAUCUAUUUCGAUCUGCACUUGGAAUACUUGAUGCGCUUAUUUCGAAGAUAAAGACAUUUAUCAGAUACAUCAAGCUGUGCAAAGAUCUUGAGAAAUGCGUCGAUGGAAUGGGUGAUGGGUUCUGUGCAAUUUGCAGGGAUGACCUGAAAUCUGGAAAGAGUCUUGGAUGUGGCCACUGUUUCCACAUUGGGUGUUUGAAGAUGUGGUGUGAAAGGCAGCAAACAUGCCCGGUAUGCAAGUCUCCGAUCCUGCUUGAGCUAAAGAAAGAAUCAUUUAUUGUUGGAAACGAGCUUAUAUCUGGGAUUCCUGUUACGAUUGAUGAGUGA